Peromyscus leucopus (white-footed mouse) is the source of this 9464-nucleotide messenger RNA. It is a transcript of the gene Inka2, whose product is annotated as inka box actin regulator 2. Bases 142 to 1041 code for a protein of 299 amino acids. Gene Ontology annotation, molecular function: protein serine/threonine kinase inhibitor activity; protein kinase binding. The record is from RefSeq and is a predicted model, not a curated record. NCBI's taxonomy places the organism in Eukaryota, Metazoa, Chordata, Mammalia, Rodentia, Cricetidae. Gene Ontology annotation, cellular component: nucleus. The transcript has 2 exons.
CCCGAGCCUCAAGCGGCAGCGGCGGGGGACGCUGCUCUAAGUCCCCACGCUUGGAGCCGAGGCUCCGCUCUGAGCGGUCAGGGGAGAGGAGCGCACUGAGAACUCUGCUUUCUCAAGAGCCCGAGCCCGGCAAAUGGGCGAAUGAGGAAGGAGAGCGGGGACAUGGACUGCUAUCUGCGUCGCCUCAAACAGGAGCUGAUGUCCAUGAAAGAGGUGGGGGAUGGCUUACAGGAUCAGAUGAACUGCAUGAUGGGCGCGCUGCAAGAGCUGAAGCUCCUACAGGUGCAGACAGCGUUGGAACAGCUGGAGAUUUCUGGAGGCACGCCGGCCUUCAGCUGCUCCGAGAGCUCACAGAAACAGCCCGAGUGUCCUCGCUGGCAGGGUAGUGGAGGUCCUGCCAGGCCUGUGGCCUCUCCUUCCUCCAGCCAGACUUCCUUUGACAGCAGCCCCAAGUUUCCAUGCCAUAGGGGUGUCUGUGGGAAGGAUCUUGCUCCCCUUCCCAACAUGCAGCUGCCGGAGGACCAAAACUGUACCCAACAGGGGCUGGAGUGGGUGGAACCAGAUGACUGGACCUCAACGUUGAUGUCACGGGGCAGAAAUCGGCAGCCUCUGGUGUUAGGGGACAAUGUCUUUGCAGACCUGGUGGGCAACUGGCUAGACUUACCAGAACUGGAGAAGGGUGGGGAGAAGAGUGAGACCGGGGGACCCAGGGAGCCCAAAGGAGAAAAAAGCCAGUCCCGGGAGCUGGGUCGCAAGUUUGCCCUAACAGCAAACAUUUUUAGGAAGUUCUUGCGCAGCGUGCGGCCUGAUCGAGACCGGCUGCUCAAGGAGAAGCCAGGGUGGAUGACGCCCAUGGUCUCUGAGUCACGAGCCGGACGCUCGCAAAAAGUCAAGAAGAGGAGCCUUUCCAAGGGCUCGGGACGGUUCCCUUUCUCAAGCACGGGAGAGCCCAGACACAUUGACACCCCCGCCACCAGCAGCCCCAAGGCCUUAGAACCCUCCCGUGGGGGCUUUGACAUUAACACAGCUGUCUGGGUCUGAAUUUGAGAGACACUGGCUGAACCUAAAAGGCGGCCUCUCUGGGCCCUGGGGGGAGAGGGAGGGCAGAUGGCGUGGUCUUCAGGCCAGAUGCAAGUUCCCAUCCUCAGAAAGAAAGGAAAGCAGAGUUCUUAGGUCUCACUAGAACAGUGGGGAGAGACUGUUAUAGGGCAGGCUGAGGUAAGAGUCCCUGGAAAGAGUGUGUGUGUGUGUGUGUGUGUGUGUGUGUGUGUGUGUGUGUGUGUGUUCUUUUGAGGAUGAAUGUGAGGGUAGUUGGGAGAGAGGCAGGGGAGGAGCCCAGACCCAGCCUGCAUUCCUCUAUUGCCUUCCCAAGACCUCAGCUGAACAUUCUAUAUGGAAAGGGACACCGAGCCCUCUGGUUUCCCUGAGGAAUUCCCAAUAAAGGCCUGUCUCAGGGGUCCCCAACCAUUUUAAUGGUCUGCUUCCCUGACAUUUCUUUUAAGGGCUGGUCUCUCAGGAUGGAGCACCAGAGAGUGAAUUCCCUACACACAGCCCUUCCUAGUACCAAGAUUUCAGCCCAUAGCUGGGUGCUGGGUGCUAGGACUGGAACAAGCAGGUGUGUGUGUGUGUGUGUGUGUGUGUGUGUGUGUGUGUGUGUGUGGUGAGGAAGCCUGAGAUGCUCUUGCAUCUCCAAAGUGCAGAGGAGGAGCAAUGUGCCUUCACGCAGGUGCCGUCUCAUGAAUCCAAGUAGACAUGCCCGCUUUCCAGAUGGAGCAGCAGUCUCCAAGGUGUCCAAGAACACACGGCUGGUAGGGGGCAAAACAGGUGAGGGCAACCUCAGGGUUAUUGCUGGACCCUGGAGUCACAUACUGCCUGGCUGAGCAGCGGGUCCCCAGCCUGACUCCUGUUGCCCGCCUUAAUGCUCCUGCAGGGCGGCAGAUGCUUGGGGUGAGCCCAGAAACAGCCCUCAUACAUUAAAAAAAUCCCUAGUCCGCAUCUCGUAGUCACCCAGAGAAUCGAACGAGUCCCGGCCUCAUCUACCCUCAUCACCCUGGAAGUCAACCGGGGACCCCCUGAGUGAGGUUGAUGCCAGGCAUGUAGUGUAGUGAGCCGGCAAGCAAGUCCAGGGCCGCCUGGGUCCAUGGAGGGGCCAUCUUGGCCCUCCCUCCUUGGCCAGAAGAGAACAAAGUAGGUCCCUGUUCGAGCCCAGCCACCCCGGAGGGCGGCUUAGCUCCUCCCUCACCCCCUCCCGCAGACCCAGCUCAGCUUGAUGGGGUGUGACAACUGCAAUUAGAGGCGAGCCGCCUGCUCCCCCCAGAGCAUUAAGAGCAAAUUGGAGAAGAAAACUAACAAGAGAAGCUCUUCUGCCUGCAGCCUGGACCCCCAGGGGACCGAGUGGGGGAAGGGGGGAGGUAACAGCAGCUGUGGGGAGGGUCACCUGAAAGUUCCCACGCAGACAAAUGAUAGAUGGUUACUUUUUUAAGUGGGGAAAGGGUUUUCUUUUCUUUUUUUUUUUUUUUUUUGCCAGGCAGUGUGCCCAUCUCUUUGAGACCUAGAAUGACCUGGAAUCAUUUUCCCGAUAAAUCAAUGGGUCAAAGAGUCAUGGCAUGCCAGCUGCCCAGAUCAGGCUGCUUGCAAAAGAAAGCAGCUCCCAGUUUGGAUCCCUGGGCACCAGGCCUAUCUACCUUGGCCUGGAGUCUGUCAGCUGGGCUCACUCUUUCUGGCCAAGCGGGUCCUUGUCCAUCCUGCCUCCCCUGAAUUUCUUUGACUGUGGCUGCCUUUGGUGGCUGCAGCAAUGUGUGUAGAAGAGGAACAUGUGAAAAACUUACACCCUGAUUCCUGAAGGGUGGAACACUCCUGAAAUUAUUUAAGAGGGCAUGAACUAUGAUCGUAUAGGAAGCCAAGCCACUUCUUCACCAUCCAUGUGCAACUCAUUUGUUUUGUGGACUAGGGGUAGUUAACAUUGUUUAAAUCAGCUAACACGACAGACUCCUCUCCUGCCCGGGCAUUGUGAUGGAAGAUGAUGAAAGAGGAGAAUUCAGCGAUGAGAGAGGAACCGGCUGCUGACCUCCAAGCUACCAACGUACACAAAGAAACAGAGUUAAUCAUCACCUGGCCAGAAAAGAGUCAAAGGCCCAAAACAAAACAAUUAGGGAGUAAUUUUGGCUUCCAGGAUAAUCCACAGGUGCCGGGCACCUUUGCCUUUAUUUCUCUUAUUUCCUUUUUGCUACGCCCAGGAAAUGGUUGCUCAUUUUACCUGAAUAGAGGCUCAGAGAAGUUAACUCCUUCAAGGUCACACAAUACAAAGCUGGGAUUGAAAUGGUUUGUAACUGACUUCCAAUCUUGUGUUCCUGUUACCUGGCAAACUGUCCAUAUCAAGCCAGAUCAUGAAUAACAACAUUUGUCCUUUGUGAUUAUUCACAUUUCUUCAUGAUUGACAAGUGGUAUGCUCAUUAGCUAUUUGAGGACUAUCUACUGGAGGAAUAUUGGAGGAAUUUUGCCUGGGCUUCAAAAGGGCUGAUAUACUGUACCACCGACUAUGGCAUGCUUUGCUGAUGAAAGACUAUGGGAACUCAACUUCAUGUAAUUUUACUUUCUGCCCACAUCCUUGGCUCCUGCUGAGAUAGUGAUGGAGACUGAAGUGGAGUGAAGAGGUGACGAGUAAUGUCUCGGGUCUUAGUGAUGCAGAGUGCAGGGCAAUGUGUCUGUGGAGGAGAUAGGGAAACAGUAGGCAGAGAUACUGACAGCUUAAUUCUGCCUCUUGGGCUCAUUUUAUGGUUAAUUAGGACAUGCAAAUGAGCUGGAAGCUCAUUUAAUACCCUUCUUGGCACGGAGGCCUGCCCCACACCUGGCCUAAUUCCUUGGCAGGUACUGAUGCCCUCUGAUUGGCCUAGGCAUCUUCUCAGGGCUCCACCUGCCUCUCUGUGGUCAGUCUGUAGAUAUUCUCCAACCACAGCAUCCACUGGAAGAUCCCUUCGCUACUGGGCAUGGUUGGUAGAACCUGCCAGAUCUCUGUUUCCUCUUUAUAGGCCUGCAGAACUAGAACCUCUCUUUCUUCUCUCCUCCAGGCUCCUCUGCAGCCUACCCUCAGGGUGAUCUCUAACCCAAACUGAUCUUGAGGAACAGACAUUUGACUCAGCUCUGCCAACUAUCCUCACCUGUUCCCCAGAGGCUCCAUAGGAGAGAGUCCUGUUUUUCUCAAGUCACCCCAACAUUCUCAGCAGGAUAAAAUCAAGAGUACCGAAGCUUCCCUGGAGAAGUGUCUAUUCAUUUCAGGUGAUCUCUCCAACCAGGGCAGUUAGGUGAUUCUGCCAGCACCAGGCAUUUCUAUAAAUUCCUGAUUUGGAGUCAAAUAGACAGGAAUCUAGACCCAGGCCUGUCAUUGUGUGGGCCUGCGCAUGUUGCCUGACCUGUUGGAGGCUCCUCUGCUCUCACGUGAAGCAGGGAUGAUGUGGGGCCACUGUCAGGUGUAAAGCCCAAAGUACUGGGGUGGAGUACACUGUUCCUAACACACAGCUUCUACAGAAACGGCACUAGCUACCCAUCCCCAGCUUAAUCACAGACCCCAAGGGACAAUACUGAAAAUAAACAGUGCUUUCUCUGAGCCCUGGUGUUCUGCUAAAAAGUACACCAUGACUAUCAUUUUAUCGAGGGACUGUGGCAAGGAUCAGAGGUGUGUAAAUGUGUUUUGUCCACUGUAGAGAUGUUGCUCACCUGGGCUGCUUUGCCAAAUGUUACAUUCAUCCUUUUUGUCAAGUAGGGAAGGAUAGCACCCUGGGCCAGACUAGGAAGGUGCUUGAGGCCCCCAUUGCCUAAGAACCUGCCCUAGGGACAUACUCAAUGUCUUAUGUACCAAAUUCUCCCUCUCUGACAACCUGGGGCCUCAAUUUCAGGCCAGGGAUAAAGUUGAAUGAGCCAAAUUCUGCUGGACAGCUGUUUGUCCUUGGUGGCCAGAGUUCCCUUCCAGGUCACAUCAUUCCUUUUCUCUAGACACCCUGGGGGCCAUCCCUAAGAUUCACCGUUUCCCCCAUGAAGCCUGAAUUUGACAAGACCUACUACUCCUUGUCCUUCCCGUGACCCCUUCCAUCAGUCCCAGCAUAUCCCUUCCAUCUACCUCCUCCAAGCCCAAUGCACACCCAUGCAAGCCAGGGAGUCAUCUUUGUCCCUGCAAGAGCCCCCAUUCUUACAUUCCAGUCCCCCACCGGAGUCCUCUCUCCCUCACCACCCCCAGUCCCCUAAAGCACCUCUGUGCUGCUCAGAGGCCACAAGUCGGUGUGCCCAUAGCUGGGGGCACAUCUCUCACAGGAGACCUUGACAAUUACUAAGUUCUUCUUUCCUCUGCAUCUCCUCAAGCAGGAUCCCUGACUGGACUCUACCCUGCCCAGGGACAGUAGGAAACAGCGUUCUGAGCCUCUGCUUAUUUUGAACUCUCCCCAACAUUGUACCUUCCCUCUCUGGCCUUCUGGCCAGGCAGGGUGGUUUGGGCAUCCAUUCGGAAGCUGUAUGUAGGUGCUGGUUCCAAGGGGGAAGCUGUCCUUAUCUAAGUAUAUGAUCCAGGGUUUGUAAGGAUGCUAAUGGGGUCUAGGAGCAGUUUGUGACAUCAUCGCUUCCUGUGUGUCCCAAAUGUCAAGUGGCCCACCCUUGCUCAAGUAGACCCCCAACUGGCUUGCUAGGCCUUGUUUCAGAACUUCUCACCCACUUUACCUAUGAAGGAGAUGGGUUGCCUUCAGUGCUCCAAGCUUGGGUCUGCCUGUGCCGUCCCGAGUACAGUUCCUGCUCAGACUGCCUUGAACCCUCCCAUAGGCCUUGGCUGUCUUGGCCUAAACCCCAGGACUUAGCUUGACAAGCUCCUUCUGUGCAUGCUUUCCUUCUCCUCCAGAUCUCUGAGCACCACCAAGGUAGUGACUACUCAGUAUUUCUGCUUCCAGUACUGAGCUCGGGGCUGCUGUGCGGUUUCCACUCCCCAGGGAGUCCUGAGCUGAGUGCACCAUUAGGGGCUGUUUUAGACAGCCAGUGGCCAAGCUUUUCUUGGCUGACCCUCUCCUACUCUGUUUCUCACAGCUUCAAAGUCCAUCUCCCAGGAAAGAGGGGAGUCGUGACCAGCUCCCGUCCGAGCAGGGAACUUCAGUAGACAGCCUCCCUCUAGCUCUUGUGCAGUCCCGACCCUGGUUCACUGCUUGGCUUCCCAAGCCAAUUCUAUUUUAAUUCCAGCUGGUGUGGGGUCUCACCUCCCUUCUCUCACCUAUCCGUUGUCAUGCUGUCACUGGGCUGCUCAGGCCUUUCAGAUGAUCGCAGCCACUUCUCUCUCAAGAGCCACUGAAGAAAUCACCUUUGUCCCAGCCCCCCCCCCCCCCCCCAAUUUUCUCCUUUUCUUGCCUGGCCUCUUUCCUCCAGCCUUCCUGACCUGGGUCACACCCAUGGAUGUCCUUUUUUACCUUCCUACCCCAGGAUGUUUUCCUAAAUUGCUACGCUUGAACAGGGACACCAAGUCUGCUAGAUCCUCCUCCCCUUAUUGUGACUAUUAAGGGAGGGGAGGGGUGGGCAGGGUAACAGGGAAGGAAAUUGAGAGUUGGGUGGUGAGCGCCUGCCUUCACCUCCAGUUCCACUUCUGGCCACACUCCAGGCAUUGUCUCCCCACCAGGCCCAGAAGGUGCACAGGCACUUGUGUGCAAGUUGUGGGAGAGGGCUGGACAUCACAAACUUAGCAAGGUGGUGUGUGUGUGUGUGUGUGUGUGUGGUGGUGGGGGGAGGGGGACUAGGUGGGUGCUGGGAUGGACUCCCAGACCUUGCUUAUGCUAGAUCCACACUCUACCACUGAGCCACCUCCUCCCUAGCCCUGAAUCAAGCACUUAAAAAAGAAAGUAAUGAAGUUUCUUCCAAAUGAGGCAAACACAACUGAACCCCUGUAUACCAUCAGCUCCCUGGGCAUCUCAGACAUGUCUGUGUUCAAUUCACACCUGCCAGUAGUCUAAAGACCACCAUCCCAGAGCCUUAGGCCAAAGUGAGUGAAGUGACUGUUCAGACCCUCUGAGGUUCCAAGGAAACUCAGAUGACAGAAAAUGGCUAAGUUUUGCACCAGCGAUUCCAGGGGUCCAAAGAACUCCACAAAGCUUCUGGCGUAGGCUUCAGGACCCUUCUGGGAGUAUAGGGAUCAAAUAGUGUCUCCAAGCUUCUUGCUUUACAGUUCACAAAGGAUGGGCAGGCUCCACUGUUCCAAGCCCUAUUUUGCCAACUGGGAAGGCUGAAUGCCUCACACUUCCUUAUCCCAGACUUUCCUUCAAACUACAGCCCAUCCAGCUGGAGAGGAAGAGCCCCGUCAUGCUUAGGCAAGUUGGACCAGGAGCUACAUUAGUAACUGUGGCCUGUGGAUUCCUCACCCACAUGGAAAAAGACCUGUCAAUGGGAUGCCAAUGAGGAAGCUGGGCCCGACAUGACAGAACUAAAAACUAGGAUACAGCACAACUGUAGACAGCCAGAGGGGCUGCUGCCUAUCUAUGGUGUGAAGACAGAGGGAAACCUCAUAAGGUAUGGGAGAGCUAGUAGUUACCGAAUGUCCAAGGUGUUGGCCUAUGCUAAACAUGAGGGGAAUAAGCCAUGUCAGAUAACACAGAAAUAAAAGCAAAAGCUUUUCCUUCUUAAUCCUUUCUAACAUCCUUGUGAGCCAAAGCAUCAGGAACUGGUGGUUCAUAAAGAACUGAUAAAUGUAAUUUGUAUAGGUGUUUUGUCUGCAUGUAUAUAUGUUCACCACAUUUAUGCAGUGCCCAUGGAACCAGAUAAGGAGUCGGGUACCCUAGAACUAGAGUUUAAUGGUUGUGAGCGGCCAUUUGGGUUCCGGGACCUCUUCAAGUGCAACAAGUGCUCUUAACUGCUGAACCAUCUCUCCAGCCUCCAACAGUGUUCUUGAUGACACACUACUGAUUCUAUGUUGUGCCUUUUGUUAAAAUCCUUCCCAGACUAAUACUGAUUUCCCCCCUCCAUAUUCAACUCAGCCAAUUCUACUAUCUACACUAGUCUUCCUCUUGUUUAUUCUCCACCAGCCAUCCUGACGUCUUCAUUAGUCUUCCAACAUGCCCAGCCUAUGCUAGAGUAAGGCCCUUACCCUUAUCCUUUCCCCGUGUGAAGACCCUACUUCCUCCCAGGCAGUUGGCAUGGGCUCUCACAUUUUCAGUGUUUCCUCACAUAAUCAACACAGGGACACAUAAAUCUUCCACCCACUUAUUCCUGUUGCCCGCUGUACCAUAUACUUUUUUUUUUUUUUACAGCAUCCAUAAUAAACACAAGGGGUUUCAACAGCUUUAUCUAUCCACAUGUGUGGUAUGUGCAGUGCGUGUGCCCAUGUGCCAGUGCACGUGUCCUUGCAUAUGUUUGUGAAGGCCAGAGGUCAAUGCUGAGUGUCUCCCUUUAUCACUUGCCACUUUGUUUUAAGAUGGGGUCUUUCACUGAACCUGCAGCUCAUUGUUUGGCUAGACUUGAUGGCCAGUCAGUUCCUGGGACCAUCUCUGUUCACUUGCCAAUGCUGGGAUUACAGGAAUCACUAGGCCCUGCGUUUUACAUGGGUGUGUGAGUGAUAAGGAUCCAAACUCAAGUCCUUUUGUUUACACAGAAAACACUUGGGGUACCUACGUACUCACUUAUCUCCCCAUCACAAUAUUUUGCCAUUUUCUAAAGAUUGAAAGUCUACAAGGGAUGAUAUUUGGAUAUGUUUGAUUCAUUGUUGUAUUCCAUGCAUUCAGAGCAGUACUGGUGUAGAGCACAAAUAACAGUAAUUGUUGAUAUUUCCAUGAAGAUCAUGCAUUUUUCUGCUUUGUAGGCCCUCCAAGUUUAGUGUUAAAAAUUUGAACAUGGGCAAGACUAAAGAAAAUCACUGAAAACAACAGUUCAAAGCAAGAGACACACAACUGUUUAAAAUGGGAAGCUUUAUUAAAGUUUUUCCUUUAUGGAAACAGCCAAUCUCUUGCAUAAGCAAUUAGCAGUUGGGCCUAGAACUAUAGUUGUCUGCUUCUUAACAAGCCCAAAGCAUUUGCAACUCUCAAGUUUCUUUCGAAGGCUGUUAAUGCCUGGAAAACAGAAUCCAUGUUGCCUUUCCAAGAAAGAACUAGGCAUCCAGUUCCAAAUCUCUAGCUGUUCUUAAAGGAACAUUUAAACAUGAUAGAGUUAAGAGGACUGCACAGUCAAUGAAUCCAAGAUGAAACUGCAGGAAGAGAAACCCAAGAUGAACCUAAUAGCUGUACUGUAUUUGCAAGAAUAGAUAUGUUUAUGUUCUGAGCAACUAAUAGCUGGGUAGUCAGACUUCUCAAUGCUCACAUUCAUUUGCUUCCCACAAGACAGGCUCUUCCCAGAUCCUAGAAGAACAUGCAGACCAAUGUGUCCUUUGAUGUUUGGGGUGGAUUCAGUGGUCUACGUUACUACAUAUUUAGCACCUUAAAUAAGCACAAGACUCAAAUAAAAGUAUAUUUUGAAAAUUA